Paraglomus brasilianum is the source of this 1308-nucleotide messenger RNA. NCBI's taxonomy places the organism in Eukaryota, Fungi, Glomeromycota, Glomeromycetes, Paraglomerales, Paraglomeraceae. The record is from the annotation of a GenBank genome assembly.
AUGUCUCAAGACGGAACCGAGGAAGAACAUGAUCGGGAGGAAUUGAGUGAAGAGUCAAAGCAAGAACGUGCUGCAAGCGAUGAAAAAAUCAUUAAUGAAGAGUACAAGAUUUGGAAAAAAAAUUCCCCUUUUCUAUACGACUUGGUCAUUACACAUGCAUUAGAGUGGCCAUCACUGACAUGCCAGUGGUUUCAGGACACGGAGCAACCCGAAGGCAAACCAUAUACAAUACAUCACCUACUAAUUGGAACUCAUACGUCAGACAGUGAUCAGAAUUAUGUAGAAGUCGCUAACGUACAACUACCGAGAGAAGAUUCCGAAUCAGAAUUACGUCGUUAUGAAGAAGAACGAGGAAAUAAUUACAACAAUGAGCAAGUUGGCAAUAGGAUAACGGUGGUUCAGAAAAUACCUCACGACGGAGAAGUCAACCGGGCGCGGUAUAUGCCACAGAAACCUGAUAUCAUUGCGACGAAGACGGUUAAAGGAGACGUUUAUAUAUUUGAUCGAACGAAACAUCCAAUGAAGCCAACCGGUGAGGUAGUGUGUAAUCCCGAAUUGAAAUUAAAAGGACAUACGAAAGAAGGGUAUGGGCUUUCUUGGAGUCCGCAUAAAGAAGGCCAUAUAUUAGAUGCAUCAGAAGAUACUACUAUCUGUCAUUGGGAUAUUUCGGGAAACGAACGAACUAUGGAGCCAUUCCGAGUAUACCGUGGUCACGAAUCAAUAGUUGAGGACGUGGCUUGGCAUACAACAGAUGUCAAUAUAUUUGGAUCUGUUGGAGACGAUCAAAAACUCUUGAUUUGGGACACGCGUGCCGAUAAAAGCGACAAACCAACUCAUACCAUAAACGCCCAUCCAAGUGAAAUAAACACGUUGGCGUUUAAUCCACACAAUGAAUACAUAUUGGCUACGGGGGCCGGCGAUAAGUCGGUCAAUUUAUGGGAUCUUCGCAACUUGAACAUUAAACUUCACACCCUUAUGCACCACCAAGGCGAAGUCAUUCAAUUAGGGUGGUCACCCCAUGAUGAAACUAUUCUCGCAUCUGCUGGUGGUGAUCGGCGGGUUCUCAUAUGGGAUCUUAGUCGCAUUGGUGCAGAACAGACAGCAGACGAUGCCGAAGAGGGGCCACCCGAAUUACUGUUCAUGCAUGGUGGACACACAAACAAGAUCUCGGAUUUCAGCUGGAACCCACACGCACCAUGGGUCAUAGCAAGUGCUGCCGAAGACAACAUUAUACAAGUGUGGCAACCGGCAAGUAAUAUUACGAUCGUAGACGAUUCCGAAGUAGGAACUGACGAACUUGAAGAUUAA